CCGGGCUGGGAAAUGGGCCCUGCCAGGAGCGAGGCGGCCGGAGACCCGCACGGGCAGCGCCCCCGCAGCUGGCGGAGGGGCACGGGGGCGCCAGCCGGGCCAUUUAGUCGCUCACAGGAGGCAGGGUCCUGCCAGCGCCCCGGGGCAGCCGCCCCAUGGGGAAACUGAGGCACAGAGAGGGGAGGUGCCCAAGGGCGCGUGGGGAAACCAGUGGCGAAGCUGGCAAUGGGACCCAGGAGUCUCUGGGGGAAACAUCCGGCUGGCCCCCACCCCGCGCAGCUCCCUGCACCUUGCAGAACAGGCCUCGCCAGCGCCGUGGGGAGGGCCGGGUCCGUCAGACCUUCCUGCCCCGGCAGUCGGGGGCUCGGGGCCUUUCUCCCCCAGCCUGGCCUGGCUGGGGGUGGGGGUAAUGGAGUCCUACCCCCAUCACUGUCCUGCCAGGCAGGGCUCACCACAGGCCAGGCAGGGCUCACCGGCACCGGCUGCCAGGAGGAGGAUGGUGCCCCCAUUUCCAGGCCUCUCCAGGGGAAGGGGUGCUCACUGCAGCAGGGCAUGUGCCUCCCACAGAUGCUGUCGCUCCCAGUCCUCCGCGCAAGCUUCCUGGCCAGGAGAGGUGUCCUGGGCCUUGCCGCCGUCCGAGCAGCGCACAACCAUGGCAAGCCUGUUGCCAUCCAAGAGGACAUGUCGGUGCCCCAGUACAUGGAUAAACGCAACCACCCGCUGCCUGAUGUCCCGUACCACAGGGACCUGAGUGCGGACGAGAAGGCGCUGACGGAGAAGCAGAAGGGCUCCUGGAAGGAGCUGAGCAAUGAGGAGAAAGUGGCCCUCUAUCACAUCAAGUUCUGCCAGACCUAUGCUGAGAUGAACCGGCCGUCCAACGAGUGGAAGACCGUCCUCGGAGUCACCUUCAUGUUCCUCGGCUUCACGGGACUCAUCUUGGCAUGGCAACGGUACUACGUGAUGCCCGACAAGCCGCACACUCUGUCGGACGAGUGGAAGGCCAAGCAGCUCAAGAGGAUGCUGGACAUGCGCAUGAACCCUGUGGAGGGCCUCGCCACCCAGUGGGACUACGACAAGAAUGAGUGGAAAAAGUAGGGGGGCCCUUCUCUGCCCUGCCAGCUGCCCCCGCAGGACGUGCCUGCCACUGCCCUGCCCGAGAAGGAUGUGCCCGCCAGAGGCCAGCGCCAGGCUGGGGCAGAGGCUGUAUUGCCAGCCCCUGGCUCAGUCCCCGCCCUGCUAAACCGUCUCUCUGGUGCCUUCAUCCACGUGCCUUGUCCUGAGCGGGGUGGGAGCUGGCCCAGGUGCUGGCCUGCCCCAUGGGGGCUGUCCCGGGCCCUGCCCUUCUCUGCUUCCUGAUUAGCACCGGUUUCAAGGGCACGCCAGGCAGCUGGCACCUGAUUGUGCAGAAUAAAUCACUACGGGUGAUCCCA
Molecule: messenger RNA, 1430 nt
Organism: Alligator sinensis (Chinese alligator)
Lineage: Eukaryota; Metazoa; Chordata; Crocodylia; Alligatoridae
Product: cytochrome c oxidase subunit 4 isoform 2, mitochondrial
Exons: 4
Coding region: 226-1095 (289 amino acids)
Biological process (GO): mitochondrial electron transport, cytochrome c to oxygen
Source: RefSeq, a predicted model, not a curated record